Dermacentor albipictus is the source of this 4080-nucleotide messenger RNA. RefSeq lists its product as uncharacterized. Gene Ontology annotation, molecular function: metalloendopeptidase activity. Gene Ontology annotation, cellular component: plasma membrane. Gene Ontology annotation, biological process: protein processing. NCBI's taxonomy places the organism in Eukaryota, Metazoa, Arthropoda, Arachnida, Ixodida, Ixodidae. The record is from RefSeq and is a predicted model, not a curated record.
CUGUCAGCUGUUCGCCGCUGUUCGCUUGAUUGAGAAACGCCUGAAGUUAAUUAUCCACUCGGAAGACAAAGAAAGAAUGAGAGCCAGCUCAAGGCACAGAGCAUCCGCAGUGUGCGACGACAGUCGAGGGAGCCAGGUAUCGGAACCGCAUCCCAUCUACUUUCGACAUGGACGACCACCUGCCGGUUCCCCGAGUUUGGAAGGCGGGAUCCCACACUUCUACAUGUUCCGCCUCUCGCACGUGGGUCUCUGUGCUGGCAUCAUCCUCCUCGCCACCUUCGCCCUCCUGCUCGUGUGCGCCAUCUUGUUUCCUGUGCUUCUCAACCCAACCCACCCCCAGGUACGAAUUCGAGGAAGAAAAGUUACCGGACGCGGUGGCCAAGAGGACGAGUUCGCGGACGCCACCCGCAUCGCCACCAGCGCCGGCUCCACCACCAGCAGCGUUCCGCCAGAAUGUGUGGAAAAGCCGUGCCUGCCCGAGUCUUUGUACUUCAAGGCCAAGCCUCAGGGACUGUUCAGCUGGCAGGUGCCGCCAUGCAGCGAUUUCUACAGCUUCGUGUGCACCGAAGACCUGCUGAACCGGACGCACCCACAGUGGCUGCCUUACAAGCAUGCCAGCGUCAGCUACCUGUACCGCUCGGCCUUGCGCUACAUCCAAGAAGAUGCCAAGAACAUCCGGACCAUGGACACCGCUCUUGCGGAAGUGACUACCUUCGUGCACAACUGCUCCUCCACCCAGACGGCUGCCCGCACCCGUGAGUCGUUCCUGUUCGCGCUGGAGACCCUGGGCCUCGGCGGCUUUCCCUUCACUCACGAGCACGGCAACCGGUCCUGGAGGCUGGACGAGGUGGUCGCACUCUCGCUUAGGCACCUGGACGUUGCGCCCUUCUUACACGUCCAGCUUCCCGACGCCCACGCGGAGUACCAGGAAGUUCUGCUGACAAGGCACAGCCCAUUCGUGCCCCGUCUAGAGUUGUACGAAUCGAGCAAGCAGCUGGACCGUCUCAUCAGCACCUGGUGGACGCUGAGGACUCUGAUGCCUUCGCUCAGGCAGCAGACAAUGACUGACGUGGAGGCCACCCUCAGCAUCUUCAAGGACAUCGGGAGGGCGUCUGCCAGCACUGAAGUUGUCACAAGGCAGCCCGUGCGCGCUGUUGUGAAACAUCUACCGCCCAUACAUCACUGGGACUGGGAGAUUUUUCUCCACACCGUUAUGAGAGGGGCCCGCAUCUUCGACCAGAACUCGACGGUGAUGGUAGAAAACAUGCGCUACCUGCGGGAAAUGGCUGUGCUCAUUGGCCAGUACGAACCGUGGCACGUGCUCAACUUCAUGGCGCUGUGCGUGGCCGACGAGCUGAGCGUGUUCUUCCCGGAGCGCCACGCGCGGUCGACCAACACUGCGCGGUUGCCGUACCGCGACCGAAGCCUUCCGACGAAGCCCCAGCUGUGCCUGCGCUUCGCUGAGCGCACGUGUCCGAUAGGCGUGGAGGCGCUGCUGCUGCAGGCCAUCGCCGGAACCAACGUUCGCGAGGACCUCGUCAGGGAGUUCGCCUGGUGGAUACCGGAAUUCAGGGAUACUCUGGCGUCGUACGCCAAGCGGCUCUCCUGGCUGGGAUCCAAAACGGCCUCGGAAUUGGAGAGCGUCAUUAAUGGCCUGAAAGUUGAGAUAAUGUUCUCCGACGCUCUACUUGGAAUCGGCGAGGACCUGACCGAAGUGGAAUGCGGCUAUGACAGGAAUCUCUACAGGCACCACCCUAUGCAUCAGUACACGGAGGCCUACAAAGCACGACUGGACAAGUACUAUCUCAGCGGCAAUUCGACUCCUUCCUUUCGAAAGUAUCCUCCUGCCAGCAGCUUUGAAUACAGCAUUGUUUACGACGAAUACUCAAACGUUAUCUUCAUUCCGCUCAGCUACUUCGGACUCGCCUUUCAAGCCACUCCGCUGUUACGAAAGUUUUAUGUGGUGAAGAUAUUACCCGACCUUGUUCGGACCACCGCGAGGAUUCUGGCCAAUGCUCAGGAUCCAAACAGGACGGCCAUGUUCAAUGCAAAACGACACUGCGCCUUGGGUGCAUACAUAGCGCAUCCCAUCCCUAUCCUUUUCGAGAGAAUGGAAGGAAUGAAUCAUUGGAUGUAUGAAGACAUCAUGGCCGACCAUCUGGCACUGGCCCCUUAUCUGCAGCUUUUCCUUAACCUGAGCCAAAGCGCUGCCACUGACCCCUACCUCGUCGCGCGUGGAUUCGCCCCUUACGUUGCCGAGCACGUGGCAUUCUUCUUCUACGCUGAGUCAUCCUGCGAACCGUACACCAACCACGCCGGAAAGCCCAGAAGCGCAGCCCUUCCUUCCCAAACCAGUUCAAGAAAGUCUGGAACUGGUCCUGUACAAGUCAUAUCUUUACUCAUCCCUUACGACCUGACAAUGGGUCAACAGUAUAGGCAAAAGUCAUUUGUGAACCACCGCCGCGCCAAAACUAUCGUGCCAUGGAAGCGAGGCAAGGAAGAAGAGGAAGACAGCUCGCUCCAUCUCUCAGACGAAGCCAGCAAUCAUGGACGAGGAGCUCUCGGAACUUGAAAGCGGCGCGGUGAUGAGAGACCAUGUCCUGGAUAUGAUGAACGUUUGCUAUCUCGACCUGCUGGACCAGUCGCUGCUCAAAGGCGAACAGCAGCAGGUGGCCAUGGACACUGGCGCUGAGUGGUUGCCUGACACCACCACGCUGCUGCCGAUGGCAUCGGAAGGGAGCCUACCUCCGCGACGAAAACCCUGCCACACUGCGCUUCCCGGUGAAAAUCAGCGACUGACCGAUAAACAAGGCGACAGUGCGGUCACGCCGAGCAAGUCCGGCGAGUUGAAGGCCAAGGACGGAUGGCGAUCCUUCCUGAGCAAGGCUCCCCGGCCUGUGGCCCUCAUCUACAUCGUGCUGGCUGUAGCCAUCGCGAUCCUGUUCGCGUACGCGAUCAUUACCACCGCCCGCCUUUCUCCCGAUCGUGCCCGGCAGGGCCUGGUGCAGUCAUCUAACAACACGGAUGCCGCUUCGGGCUAAAGAAUGCGCACCAAUGCGCAUGAAAAAUUUCAUUUCUUUUCGAAAUACACUUUGUAGAGAUGAAUGUGAUCGAAGACGCAUCCAUGUCGUGUUCCGAAUAAGGAUAGCACUUGACUCGAAGAUGCUGUAACCAAUCAGGAUUUAUCUGAUGGCGUUCACAGCGAAGGAUAUAUUAAGUGUCGGAUUACAGAACUUGGAGUAUUUGCUUACAAUAUUGUGCUUUUCUUAGGAACAGUGGAAGUUGUUUUGGAUUGGAAUGUUUGAAUGUUUACCUUGCCUUCAUUCUUCGCUUUUCUUACCUGUAACAAUUAUUCGCCGUAAGAACAUGAUAGCUUUCGCGGGAGAAUAUUCUCAUAUGUUGGGUGGACUGUAAUACUUAUUAAGGUUUAUUAUUUGCUGGGCCAUUCAAACGUGUCCAGUGUUAUUUACUUUUAGAGGCGAGCAAGAAGAGAUUCGCCACUACGGAUGUUGAUGCAGGUAGUGCAACCUGUGAACCGCCAUCCCAAAAUGUUUAGUUAACAACGCUAAUCCCGGUAAUUAGUGCUGUUCUUGUAAACUCUACAAUAAUAGAUACUUUUGCAACGAAGCAUUUGAAGACUUAUGAUUACACACAAUCAAAAAGGAAAUGAAACAUGUAAAAACACUAACAGCUUUGCUACAGAGAGUAGCUGAGCCUUUCUGGAGUCGACGACCUAAUAUCACCUGCUGCCUACGGCACACAAUCACCACAAUUAUUUAAAACAUUCACCGCCAAUCCACUACGGUGAAGGUGGUUUGUCAGCGAAUCUGUAGAUAUGUUGCGCCUAAUGUAGGGCAACUUCUCAAAUACUGAUCCCAUGAUGUGCUCCCAUUACGCACAUUGCUCUUCAAAGUGAUAUAUGACACAAACGCUGAUUUCAAUGCAGUUUACAAAGCCUUUUUUAUUUAUUACUUUGAAGUUGCUGCUAUAGCUGCUUUGUGGCCGCUAUGAUACAUACACCUGUAUUGCGUUGUUAUUUGGGAAAUUAUCUUGCCUAGAAUUAAAUCGUCAUGACCCAUG